AUGAAUAAUAAUUUAAAUUAUGCUACAUAUAAUUAUCCAAAUUUAAUGGUUACAGGAAAGAGCAUUCCUACUCAACAAAAAUCUGUGCCUUCCUCUACAAAUGUUGCUUUUGGUAGAGGAAUAACAACAAUUACACGUAGAAAACAGCAACAACAAUUAAAUGAAAAACAAAAUUAUUUAAAUAAAAAUAAUAACACAAUAAUUCGAAGGAGUGGAAGUGCUGGACAAUUAGCUGAUAAUAAUCGAAGAGAGUCAACAAUUUCAACUUCUGCCGUUUCAGUUUUUAAUACUUCAACUCAAAAUAGUAGAAGAGUUGUUUGUAAUUGUAGAAAUGGAAACUGUAAAUGUGUGCCAAGUAUGGCUUUUUUAGAGGGGGUUUAUGUCCAGAAUUUGCAAACACAAAUUGAGGUGCUCGAAUUGGAAAAUGCUUAUUUACGAGGUGCUACAGACAGAGGUGCUUUAUUUGCAAAACAACCAACAACCGAAGACAAUUAUUAUAAUAAUAUUCAGAAACAAAGAAAUUCUUCAAAUUUAUUUAAUAAUCACGAAAAAAGAAAAAUAAAUAAAAAAGACGAAUUUGAAGAUAAAAAAGAAGAAAUAUUAAAUAAUUUAUUAUUAAAAAAAGAAAAAAGAGUUGGGUUUUUUAAUGGAGAAAAUGAAAAAAGAAAAGAAAUAAUUAAAGAUUGGGAAGAAAGUUUUGAUUAUAGUGGAGGGGAUGAUUCUGAUAAUAAUAAUUGGAAGAGAAGAAAUGAAGAAAGAAAAAUUAAAGAAGAAGAAGAGGAAGAAAAAAGAUUUUUGUUAUUAGGAAGAAGAAAAGAGAAGAAAGAAUUUGAAGAAAGGGAAGAACUUGUAAAACAAGAAAUUAGAAUAAAAGAAGCGGAAAUUUCGAGGAUUAAAGGGGAAAGGCAAGAAUUGGAGAGAAAACUUAGAUUGGCAGAAGGAAAAAUGAGUGAUGAAAGGCGAUCUUUGCAUACAGAAAAUGUAGAAUUACAACGUCGAUUAGAAGGAUUAACCCCUUUACUUGCUGAAAAAGAAACAAAAUUAAUUAAAUUAGAACAAGAAAUUGAAAUAUUAAAUAACAAAUUAAAACAACAAAUUAAAGAAAUUGAAAAUUUAAAAAUAAAUUUAGAAGAAAAAUUAAAAGAAAAUUUAAAACAAAAAAGUGAAGGGGAAAGAAUUGAACAACGUUUUAAAUUAAAUAUAGAAACUUUAAAUAAUGAAUUGGAAGAAAGUAAAAUAAGAGAAGCUGACUUGGAGAGAGAAUUGAGUGAAACAAAAAUAAAAUCAGAACAAAGAGAAGCUAGUUAUCGUCGAGAAGAACAUGAACGUUAUCAAAGAGUAAUUGAUGAACUUAAUGAACAAUUACAACAAAUAAAUGAACGCUUUGAAAGGUCGGAACGUGAAAGGAGUGAAGCAGAAAUAAAAAUUGAUGAAUUGAGGCAAAAGAAUGACAUUCUCGAAAUGGAAUUAGAAUUAGCACAUGAUAAAAUGUCUCAACAACAAGAAACAUCAAGAACUUUGGAAGAAAAACAAAGAGAAUUACAUUUACAAGAAAAAGAGCACCGUUCAGCACAAGUUAGAGCCCAAAGAGAAUUAGAAGCAUUACAAAGUCUUUCCCAAUCACUUGCAAACGAAAAUAAAGGAUUGAGAGAAGAAAGAGCUGAUUUGGAAGAAAGAAUUGGGGAAUUAACUGAAAUGGUUUUUAAUUUUAAAUAAUUCAAAAA
Molecule: messenger RNA, 1724 nt
Organism: Meloidogyne enterolobii
Lineage: Eukaryota; Metazoa; Nematoda; Chromadorea; Rhabditida; Meloidogynidae
Source: the annotation of a GenBank genome assembly